AUGACCGAGACACAGCAUGUGGAGGGUGGUACGGGUGCAGUCCAACCCCCAGCUGAUGGCGGUAACUACGAUGAUGGACACGUCGACACGAGCAUGAACGUGGAGAGUCGCGACGCGAUACGGGAAGGCAAGCAGAAGGCCAAGGAGAUCAUGGCCGCUGCCGGCGCAAGUCCGGCCACUUCACAACCACGAUCCCUGCCUGGCGAUAUGUCCAACGGUACACCUCAGGCAAACGGCAAGGCUCAGUUGAGCAGAAAGCGAUCGCGAGAUGGCACUCAACUUCCCACAAAUCAGACGAAAGUCAUGGUGCUGGAUCAGGAUGGGACGGAACACACGCAUGAUGAGGUGCUGUUGGAUCGCUAUAUCCAGCGCGACCUCGUCUACGGCGCCGCCAUGAACGACCACGAGGAGCGGUCGCGAGACCUCAUCAAGCUCAAGGAGAGGGAGAAGGAGUUCUACCUGCAUGAGGUCAAGCAAGCCCGGCAGAUAGCCCCUGGUUCUGUCUUUGGGUACGGAUUCAUGGGGUAUGGUAAUCGUCUGACUGAAGGCAAGAGCCAGAUCGUGUACAAUAAAUUGCGUGGUCCGCCAAAAGGUCGAAGAUGUCCGGAGGUCUAUAGCACGCGGAAGGACAAUGCGCAGCAGUCAGAGCACCACGAGGAGCUCGUGCCUGUACGGCUGGACAUUGAGCUAGACAAGCUGCGGUUACGCGACACCUUCACCUGGAACCUUCAUGAGAAGCUCAUCUCUCCGGAUAUGUAUGCUGAUUAUCUGAUCGAGGAUCUUAAGAUACCACCUGAAGCAAUACGAGAGGUGUCACAGCAAGUCAAGGCAGAAAUGCAUGAGCAGAUCCACAAUUAUUAUCCUCAUAUCAUCGUAGAAGAUGGUCCGCUGGAAACAGGCCGGCCAUACAAUGAUCAUAAGGACGACGAGAUGAGGGUCCAGAUCAAGCUGAAUAUCACGAUUGGUCGCAUUACGCUCGUUGACCAGUUUGAGUGGGACAUCAACAACCCACUCAACUCGCCAGAAGAGUUCGCGCGACAGAUGGCGUGGGAGAAUGCGCUGAGUGGCGAGUUCACCACGGCCAUAGCGCACACGAUUCGAGAGCAAAGUCAGCUCUACACGAAGAGUCUAUACUUGACGGACCACUGUUUCGAUGGCCGACCUAUUCUGGAUUCAGAUCUGAGAGACGCUUUCCUGACAACGCCAAUACACGGCGCUUUCCGACCCGUCGCUGCACAAAAGGACUGGACUCCGUAUAUGUACGAGAUGAGUGAGGCUGAGCUGGAGCGAACCGAAACGAGCAUGAUGCGCGAGCACAGAGCUCAGAAACGACAACUGAACCGACGAGGCGGACCAGCCUUGCCUGAUCUGAAGGACCGGCAAAGAACUGUGCGAUCUUUGAUUGUGCAUUCCGUGAUACCUGGUGCAGUCGACAAGUUCGAAACGACGGGCAUACCGAAGGCGAGACGUGGUGGCAGAGGCGCCAGGCGGGGAGCACGUGGCGAAGCUGACUCUGAUUCCGAGGAGCUGGAAGGCGAGGAAUCUGCUCCAGAGUCACCAGCACCGUCGGCUCUCAAUCCUGGUACUGCUAGAACGAGAGGUAUGCGAGGUGCAGCGACCGCGGCACAAGCUGCUAUGAGGGCUGGCUAUGGUGCUAGGAGCGCAACACCAGACUCGCAAAUGCAUACACCACACGAGCCGCGAACAGCUCCACGAAGGAGCAUGCUUCGGGAAGGGAGCGUAAUGGACGAUGGCGAUACUCUGAUCGUCAAGCUCAAGAUUGGCAAAGCUAAGCUCAGAGUAUGGUGGGAGGAAUAUCGGGCGAAGAAGCGAGCCAGCGAGUACCCAUUGUCCGGCUAUGCAUCCCAACCCCCACCACCGAACAGCGGUCUACGAGUCGGGACACCGCAACGGGGCGCCGUAACAACCCCAUCCAUAACCCCACGCACCCUCCCCCAGCCUCGAAGCACACCCCAACCAAAUGGCACCACCCGCUCAACAUCCACAGCCCGAAACGUAAACUACGACCCACAAGGCCGAGCCGACACAGACCACUGGCCAACCGCAGACGAAACAGCCCCCCCACCCCCAACCUGGCUAGACGAAGCCAUGCUCACCCUCCGCUCUCGCCACCCCGAGUCCGACUUCGAACCGAUCAUGCGUCCCUACGCCGUCGACACCACGAACGGUAAGACCGUCAAAGUUGCCACGGAACCCGGCGCCCUACCACCUGCAGGAGUCAAGUUUCAAUUUUUGCCGAGGAUAAGAUGUAACGAUUGUCCUGGGAAGCUGUAUACGGCCCAGCCUGGGAAGGUGGUGGAGGACUUUGAGGUGCAUUUGAGGAAUAGGAAUCAUCGGUUGGCUGUGCAGGAGAGGCAAGUGAGGUGA
Recurvomyces mirabilis is the source of this 2388-nucleotide messenger RNA. It is a transcript of the gene SNF5, whose product is annotated as SWI/SNF chromatin-remodeling complex subunit. The coding region runs from base 1 to 2388 and encodes 795 amino acids. Gene Ontology annotation, cellular component: SWI/SNF complex; nucleus; nuclear chromosome. The record is from RefSeq and is a predicted model, not a curated record. The transcript has 2 exons. Gene Ontology annotation, biological process: positive regulation of pseudohyphal growth by positive regulation of transcription from RNA polymerase II promoter; chromatin remodeling. Lineage: Eukaryota; Fungi; Ascomycota; Dothideomycetes; Mycosphaerellales; Teratosphaeriaceae. Gene Ontology annotation, molecular function: transcription coregulator activity.